This is a messenger RNA of Scomber scombrus (Atlantic mackerel), 3308 nucleotides long. RefSeq names its product heat shock transcription factor 2 (gene hsf2). The record is from RefSeq and is a predicted model, not a curated record. The transcript has 12 exons. Gene Ontology annotation, biological process: regulation of DNA-templated transcription. Gene Ontology annotation, molecular function: DNA-binding transcription factor activity; sequence-specific DNA binding. Lineage: Eukaryota; Metazoa; Chordata; Actinopteri; Scombriformes; Scombridae. The coding region runs from base 267 to 1853 and encodes 528 amino acids.
UUCGCAUAUUCAUGUUGGACAUUUUGGCUGUUGAUGUGAGACACGUACACAACUCUUUUUUUGUUGUCUGCGUGGUACUCCACGUGAGGACUCUUACGUAAACACCUCUCCGACCAAUCCGCUUCUCUUCUAGAAACGGAAGUUGUAAGACAUUAGCAUUUUCCUUCAAAGCGACACACUUCUCUAGCUUCUCACUCAGGAGUCAAAACACAGCGAAUAUUGCGCAUUUAAAGCCUGCCUUGCGUUUUUCUCUUUAAACCUUCGACAUGAAACACAAUUCGAACGUCCCAGCUUUCCUCACCAAGCUGUGGACUCUGGUCGAGGAUGCAGACACCAAUGAAUGUAUUUGCUGGAGUCAGGAGGGCAACAGCUUCCUGGUGUUGGAUGAGCAGCGUUUUGCCAAGGAGAUCCUCCCCAAGUUCUUCAAGCACAACAACAUGGCCAGCUUCAUCAGACAGCUCAAUAUGUAUGGAUUCCGUAAAGUGAUGCACAUUGACACAGGCAUUGUGAAACAGGAGAGAGACGGUCCAGUGGAAUUUCAGCACCCCUACUUCAAACAUGGACAGGAUGACCUGCUGGAGAACAUAAAGAGGAAGGUCUCCAACACCCGGCCAGAGGACAGUAAGAUUCGACAGGAAGACCUGGGCAAGAUCUUAGCAAGUGUUCAGAGUGUUCACAGCAAGCAGGAAAGCAUCGACGUCAGGCUGGCAACACUGAAGAGAGAGAAUGAAGCACUGUGGAGGGAGAUCUCCGAUCUGAGACAGAAACACGCCCAGCAACAGCAACUCAUCAAGAAGUUGAUACAUUUCAUCGUCACAUUGGUACAGAACAAUCGCAUCCUGAAUUUAAAACGUAAAAGGCCAAUUCUUAUGAACAGCAAUGGAAAGAAGUCCAAAUUCAUUCAUCAGCUCUAUGAUGACAAAGUGUGCAUGGAACAGUCAUCUGUCAACAGUCUGAAUGGUGUGAAGGGUUCAGAGAUGUCAGAUGACGUUAUCAUCUGUGACCUGACAGAGAGUGAAGCUGAGUUGUCUGCUGAAGUCACAGACGAUUCACCCAGAGCCUAUGAGCAGAGUGAUGUAGAAAUCGUGGAAGUAGAGCUGGACAGCUGCACAGGGCUGAUAGGCGAGACGGAGGCGAGCACCACCUGCACAGAUGACACCAAACAGACAGAGGGCGCCAUGUCAGCGACGGCGGACGAGCAGAGGAGCAGCACUUCUGACAGCAGCGGACCAAACAGUAGCGCCCUGCAGCUCAAUAAACCAUCAGGCUUCAGUCUGGAAGACCCUCUCAAAAUAAUGGACUCCAUACUGAAUGAGAAUGGAGCAAUAUCACAGAACAUCAACCUGCUGGGCAAGAUGGAGCUGAUGGACUAUCUGGACAGUAUUGAUUGCAGUCUGGAGGACUUCCAGGCCAUGCUUUAUGGAAAACAGUUUGGCUUGGAUUUUGAUUCCCUAGAGGAGAGUGCGUCCUCCAAAGAGAACACAGCACAGCUGAACAGAGGCAGGACAGAGGGAGGUAACACAGAUAAGCAGUUGAUCCAGUACACCACCUGCCCCCUGCUGUCCCUCUUCGAUGGCUGCACCUCUCCCUCAGAGCUGGACUUGGGCAGCAGCAGCAGCACCGGCGCCUCCAACACACUCCUCCAGUCAUCCUCCAGCUCCGGCACCGUGGACGCCGAGCCACCCGCGGAGCUGCUGGACACCAGCCUGGAGCUGAAGCAGCCGGGCCGUAGCUCCCUGAUCCGCCUCGAGCCUCUGACGGAGGCCGAGGCAAGCGAGGAGUCCCUCUUCUAUCUGUGUGAACUGAGUCCUGGCGGCCCCGAUGCCGACUCCUCCCUGCUGGACAGACUGUGAGCAGCAGACCUGUGAUGCUGAUGCUGAUGCUGAUCCCGCUGAUGUUGGCUCGCCACAGACUACCACCCCUCCAUCCUCGAGACAGUACUGACAGUUUGUCAAUACCCCCACACACACACACACACACACACACACACACACACACACACACACACACACACACACACACACACACACACACACACACACACACACACACACACACACACACACACUUCUCUGGCCUUAGGGUGCGUUUGUUGAGUUGUCAGAACAUUAGAAAAGCACCACGCAGGCUGAAGAACUGCUGCAGUUUGUGCUUCAUAUGGCUUUUUUAUUGAAGAUAGCAAUCUAAGUUACAGAAAUAUGAUUCUAUACCACUGUCAUACAAACUGAUGGCAUUUCUGAGUAGGCCAACUUAUCUUAGAAGAGAUGUGACAUGUCUAGUGAUGACAUGUAGUGAUUUUGCCAUUAGCUUGUAAAUAAAUAGGACCAAGGAAGGUUCAGAAAAGUCCACACAUUUUCCUGCCAUGUGUCUGUUAAACAUUUUUCGUUUUUAAUUGAUAGGAGACCUUUUUUUUAAACUUGACAUGGGGCCCACGCUGUGACCGGUGCAAGCACAGGACCUGGAUUCCCCUCGACACAGCUUAGCGGUCGCUGCUCUUCAAGUAUCUGCACCACAUGACAACAUCAGCAAGGAGGCACCUGACCGCUUAUUAGCCGACUGAAUCUUUUGUACAUACUUCUGAAAAUCUAUUUAUUGCCAAUUUUUUUUGUUGUUGUUUUGUUUCUUUUGCUACAUUUCUUCUUCAUAAAGCCACAUUCCUUAAAAUAGCGUUAAUCUCAGCCAGAUCGGUUCGGUUUGAGUUCAGACUUUUAGAAGAUUGAUUUAGUUCCAUUUGUUUCAAUGAAGGCAACACUCUCUAGAGCACCAUUUUAAAGCAGGGGUUACCAAAGAUGAUCGCCAGUCUGAAUGUGUCAGCUAGUUUUUGGGUUCAGAUGUUACAUUGGGGAGUGAUCUGACGGAGGUGGCUCGUAAAAAACAACAAAACAAUGGAGCAUGAUGAGUUAAGUUUGUAAAGAAUGCAAUCCGUGUGUGUCCAGCAUCAGAAUAUACUGUAACUUCACAAUCAGAGCUUUAAAGUUCCUUCUUGACCUCAGAAACCACCGACUGAGAGACAAGAAGUUCAUUCGAUGACAACAAAUUUCUUCCGCAUAUCCAUUUACUGUGUGUGUUGUGAAAACGUCGCAACAAAUGAACGGUGUGUCCAUAUCAUUUUUUUGUCAUUAAACCCUGAUGUGGUGAUGCUGCCGUCCAGCUGCGACCGUAAAUGGCAGAGAAGAGGUGGAACUUCGGUAUCAUCGGGCGACAUUGUUCAUGUGUUAGUUUGAGUGAGAAAUAAAGAGUGACUGUUUUUUUUAUUUGAUUUGCUGAAGUAAAAUAAAAAUGAGGGAAACAACGGACUCCCCAAAAAA